CUCUUAUUCAAACUCCAAUGCUAUAAACUCCCAUCGCCACAUUCCUGGCGAAACCACCGUUAGAAAUGGAUUUCACGGAUCACAAGGCCUCUCUCUUCCUCCUCAUUCUCCUGUCCCUCCUUCUCCUUACCUAUGCAAGAGUGAAUCUCGACCCUUCAGACCUCAAAGCCUUCUCCAUCAUCCACAAAGAUUUGGGCAUCAAUGGUCAACGCAGCUCCUUCACCAACCCUUGCAACAACCCAGGAGUGUUCUGCGAGGGAAGACUCUCUAACAACAAUACCUAUGUCCUCAAAAUCACCAGACUCGUAUUUAAGUCCCAACGCUUCACUGGAUUCUUGUCUCCGGCGAUUGGCCGGCUUUCUGAGCUCAAAGAACUUUCUCUUCCAAACAACCAACUAGUUGACCAAUUCCCUCCCCAGAUAGUUGACUGCAAGAAACUAGAAAUUCUUGACCUAGGAAACAACCAGUUUUCCGGUGAAAUUCCCUCUCAAUUAUCUAAUCUUUUACGUCUUCGAGUUCUUGAUCUCUCCAACAAUAAAUUCUCUGGCAAUUUGAGUUUCUUGAAGCAAUUCCCCAACUUGGAACGUCUCUCUCUUGCAAAUAAUCUCUUUACGGGUAGAGUUCCUAAAUCUAUACGUUCAUUUCGCAAUCUCCAAUUCUUCGACUUCUCUGGGAAUAACUUUCUUGAGGGAUAUGUGAGCAAAGCUGGAUCCAUAGCAUCUCAAUACCCAAAACGUUUUCUCUUAGCUCAGAAUAAUACAACCAGAGGAAGCAAAAAUGUUUCUUCUGCAGCUGGACCAACUGCAACAAUGGGUUCUGCUCAAGCUCCUAGCCCAUCGUCGACAGGAGGCGCCCAUCACAAGAGCAAAAAGAGCAAAAAGAGGUUUAGUGGGUGGAUCCUAGGAUUUCUCGCCGGAGCGGUUGCCGGAACUAUAUCUGGGUUUGUGUUUUUGUUGAUGUUCAAGCUUGCAUUGGCAGCGAUAAGGGGUGGAGGAAGAGACUCAGGGCCAGCGAUCUUUAGUACUCAUGUGAUAAAAAAAGCAGAGCAUUUGGCUUUCUUGGAGAAAGAGGACGGGCUUGCUAAUUUGGAAGUAAUUGGAAGAGGAGGUUGUGGAGAAGUGUAUAAAGCUGAGUUGCCCGGAAGUAAUGGAAAAAUGAUUGCAAUAAAGAAGAUCGUCCAACCUUCAAGGGACGCUGCAGAAUUAACUGAAGAGGACAGUAAGUUUUUGAACAAGAAAAUGAGGCAAAUUCGAUCAGAGAUAAACACAGUGGGUCAAAUUCGACACAGGAACCUUCUUCCUCUCCUGGCACAUGUGUCUCGCCCCGAUUGCCAUUACCUUGUGUACGAGUUCAUGAAGAAUGGUAGUUUGCAAGACGUGCUGAAUCAGGUUUCACAGGGUACUAGAGAAUUGGAUUGGCUUGUCAGGCAUAGAAUUGCUCUCGGAGUAGCAUCAGGGCUUGAAUACCUUCACAUGAGCCAUAGUCCGCGCAUCAUUCACAGGGAUCUAAAGCCGGCAAACAUCCUUCUUGAUGAUGACAUGGAAGCUCGAAUUGCAGAUUUUGGACUUGCAAAGGCAAUACCUGAUGCUCAUACACAUAUCACAACCUCCAACGUUGCAGGAACAGUGGGAUACAUAGCACCAGAAUAUCAUCAAACACUCAAGUUCACAGACAGGUGUGACAUCUACAGCUUUGGCGUUCUACUUGGGGUUCUGGUCAUGGGAAAGCUUCCAUCUGACGAGUUCUUCCAAACCACACGCGAAAUGAGUCUGGUCAAGUGGAUGAGAAAUGUCAUGACAUCCGAAAAUCCAAUAAAAGCAAUCGAUCCUAGCCUGAUCGAUAAAGGGUACGAUGAGCAAAUGUUUCUGGUCCUGAAAAUUGCUUGCUUCUGCACUCUGGAUGACCCAAAACAAAGGCCUAACAGCAAGGAUAUAAGGUGUAUGCUCUCUCAGAUCAAGCACUAGUCAAGUUUGCACCAAUUUCGAUAGCCUGGAAGAAUAAUCAAGCAUGUAAAAAUGCUUACUUUUAAAGUUUGAUUUUGUGUAUUUACCAACGCAAAUCUGUUGCAUUUCAUCAAUCCUGCUUAAUUUUAAGCUUUAUAAUGAAAUCAUCUUUGAAUUUUAA
Molecule: messenger RNA, 2124 nt
Organism: Hevea brasiliensis (rubber tree)
Lineage: Eukaryota; Viridiplantae; Streptophyta; Magnoliopsida; Malpighiales; Euphorbiaceae
Product: leucine-rich repeat receptor-like serine/threonine/tyrosine-protein kinase SOBIR1
Exons: 1
Coding region: 66-1964 (632 amino acids)
Biological process (GO): protein phosphorylation
Molecular function (GO): protein binding; ATP binding; protein kinase activity
Source: RefSeq, a predicted model, not a curated record